UGCUCGGCCCCUCCACGCGCGUCCGUCUUUGGUCUCACUUACACCUUAUACUCGACUCAACGGCCUCUCUGCCCCUUCUGCUUUGGACCGGACCGAACUAUUAGCGUACGCAUAAUAAGAUACCAGAAGAUAGAAAGUGAACAAGACCACGCUCGUCCGUGUCGGAACCUCUCCAGUUCAUCUCUGCUGUUGGUGGCUACCCGUCCGUCCGCUAUGGACAGUCUCCCAACACCGCCGAAUGAGGAGCUCGCCUCCAGACCACAGGCGUCCAAGCGGUCUCACGCUGGCUCCAAACCUGUGAAGACAAUACAUCGGCCGCUGAAGCGAACGAGCACACAUACUCACCCUCCAUCACCCGCACGAGACACCCACUCGCAGAACGGCGAUGGGAGGCAUAAGCGAGUCUGGAAGGCUUGCGAGAGGUGUCGUAUGAAGAAGACGAAGUGCGAUGGGGAGUUCCCCUGCAAGAGGUGUAAGGAUGACGGGUUAAUCUGCACGGCGGGAACGCGGAAGAAGAUCGAGUACAAGCAAUUACCACCAGGGUAUGCUGAGGUGCUGGAAAACACCCAGUUCGUCCUGAUCGCGACGGUCCAGAAGCUCUACUCGAUGGUGCGGAACGGGGAGCCGUGGGACUUCGGAGAGCCGGAACUGAACGACCGCGGCCAGCCCGUGGUGCACAACGUGGCGGCCAAACUCGGCUGCUUGCGGCCGCAUAGCGACCUGGAUCUACCCAUUCAGACCGUCUUCCCGGAAGACAAAGCAGGCAUGGCCGAGCUGGCUCGGCAAUUGAGCGAGCAGCAUCAGAAGGAGGCAGCGCGGAACGCUUCACAAAACGGUGGCGGCAGCAGCAUGCAAGGGCAAAGGCAAGAGGGGGAAUUGACCGGUGGUGGCGGCCGCACGUACAACCGGACCGACCGCGCCAGCUCCUCGGCCGCGUCCGAUGUGGAGCACUCGGACUUCGAGCUCGACACGGACUACCGCAAGGCCGCGUUCGGCACCACCACCGCGCUCAGCAUGUCCCCCGCCAGUCUCAGCUAUGGCGGCGACUUCGAAACAACACCGCUGUCGGCGUGCCCAUCGGACGGCUUCCCGCCCAGCCAGCACCAGUCGCCCACGGUCCCGACGCAGCCCGGCAACUUCCCGUGGAUGAGCAGUCGGCCGCCGUCGAUGGAUUUCACCGCCCAGCAGCUGUGGACGGCCGGCCAGAAUUACCUGGACACGGACAUGCUGAACGGGAUGUUGCUCGGCUCAAAUACCGCGAUGAAGCCCCAGGUCUUCUCGUCCUCAUGUCGGAAUCCCGAGAUCAUGAUGGGCAUGGGCGAUCCAACAAUAUACGCCGGCUACGACGAGGAUGCUCUGCGGGCGCAAUAUUGAGCUUUUAACACUCCUACCUGAACAGAGACUUCUAUGAAUUAAGUAGGGAUGAUGGCUUUCUCUUUUUGGGCACGGAGUUCCGGGGCGGCGCAUUAGGCAGGCAUAGAGCGACUUCGUCGAUAACGGCCUUUUCUUUCUAUUCUCAACCCGGUUAUCUUGGAGCUACUUAUU
Molecule: messenger RNA, 1545 nt
Organism: Chaetomium strumarium
Lineage: Eukaryota; Fungi; Ascomycota; Sordariomycetes; Sordariales; Chaetomiaceae
Exons: 2
Coding region: 214-1374 (386 amino acids)
Biological process (GO): regulation of DNA-templated transcription
Molecular function (GO): zinc ion binding; DNA-binding transcription factor activity, RNA polymerase II-specific
Source: RefSeq, a predicted model, not a curated record